CGGUCAUAAAUACACAUGCACUCCUCCAUCUAUCAACCCCACACCCAUUGUUUUCAUUAUCUAUCUCACCCUUUUUUAGCCCCUCACUAUUAUCUCUUUCCAAUCUUUCUCCUCUACUUUCCACGCAACUCUUUUCUUUUGUAGUGCCAUGAACAACUUUGCCUUUACUUCUUGCUCUUAACUUGUACAUUAAGUUCAUUUCCCUAGUAUCAUAUUAUCUUCUCAACAUGGGGGCUCCCUUGCAUUCUCAAUUUCUAUUUUUCAGCAGUCUCAUUUUGCUUCUUUUUUCAUUCAAUGUCCAAUUAACUCUUGCCAUGUCGACAAUCACAGCUAUGGCCAAAGAUCAAAUAUCAUGCACAAUGUGCUCCUCAUGUGACAACCCAUGUCAGCCCAUUUUAUCACCAUCGCCUCCGCCACCUUCUCCACCUCCACCUGCAUCAUCAGGUUAUAAUUGUCCACCACCACCAUCACCGCCAAGUUCCUGCACGGAAGGCUGCUCACUCCCUCCACCUUCACAGCCUACUCUGCCACCGCCUAAUAAUGGCGGUGGCAGUGGUGGUGGCGGUGAUAGUAAUUACUACUAUCCUCCGAUGGACCCUUCUUUAUACUCAGCCCCUCCACCUCCAAACCCCAUUGUACCGUAUUUCCCUUUCUAUUAUUACAACCCUCCUCCAUCUAAUACAGCUAUAUCCAAAUCAGUUCAAUUCAAGAACCAUCAUCCUUUUAUCAUUCUUUCCGUGGUCAUUUUCUUGUUUCUUUGACCAUAAACAAGUACUAUUAUAUAGCAUUAAACUUAACUAGUGUAUACUUGUAUAACAUUUGUAUUUGUUUUGUAAUUCCUUUUUAUCCAAUCAGAAUAUGUAUUUCAGGUUUAUAAUAGACAAUGUUCAGACAGCAAGAAGAAGGCCAUGAGAUACUCGGAUACAGAGGAGGAACAAGAAGUGGUGGACAAAUAAUUAACUGGCCCAUCAAAUUGCCACAAAAAUUUAAGAAUGUGUGAUUAUAUGAUCCUACAUGAUAGGAGGAAGAGUCUCCCAGUUUUCUUUUGCACAUGUGGUUGGAGAAUAAUAUGGCUCUAACUCUAAGUACUCUUACUCAUGAGUCAAAUUCUUAAUUUCUUGUUACACAUGUUUGUUGAUAGUACUACAAUUUUUCUUAUCGUAACAUGUACUUUUCCUACUCU
Lycium ferocissimum is the source of this 1183-nucleotide messenger RNA. RefSeq names its product leucine-rich repeat extensin-like protein 3. NCBI's taxonomy places the organism in Eukaryota, Viridiplantae, Streptophyta, Magnoliopsida, Solanales, Solanaceae. Bases 228 to 761 code for a protein of 177 amino acids. The record is from RefSeq and is a predicted model, not a curated record. The transcript has a single exon.